AGCAAACUCCGAAGAUGAGUUAGGCUAGCAGUCCCAAUAAUAAACUCAUCAAUACUCUGUUGUUGAAAUCGAAAAGUCCUUCAUAGUAUACAAUUUAAAGUCCUGCUGUGUCUCCUACUCAAGUGAGUUUACCCAAAGCCUUCUAUCCUCACAAAAACUCUUCAAUCGAUCUAACGAAAUUGGCAACUCUGAUGAAACAGCAGAAGGUGAAGUAGUCAUCAUCGGAGGGAUCAAAAGAUUCAAUGACUCAACUAAUAGCCAAAGCUCGUGCAAUUGCAAUGUCAGCCAAAACUCCAUCAGGACCUAUACAUAUUCGGAAUGACUCUGCGCAGGUGCGAAAAGUGAAUAAGGACUCGGAGGUAAUAAGUCCGAAAGCGACUGAUGCAAAACAGAUAAGCAAAGCGGCUUUCACAUUUGAAUAUGUAAUUGGUAUUGGAGGGUUUGGCAAAGUGUGGAAGGUUAAAAGAACAGGACAACAGUUUGCAAUGAAAGAGAUGUCCAAAGCCCUUGUUAUCACUAAGAAAAGUGUGAAUUCUGUUAUGAAUGAGAGAAUGCUGCUUAGCCAACUUAAGCAUACCUUCCUCAUUAACAUGUACUAUGCAUUCCAAGAUCGUGAGAACCUGUACCUCGUCAUGGAUUACAUGUGCGGAGGUGAUUUGCGAUUUCAUAUUGGGAGAAUGCGACGUUUCAAUGAGGAACAAACUAGUAAGUUAUUAUGUAACAUUUCAGAGUUCUUUGUGGCAUCCAUCUUCAUUGGUCUCGAGUAUCUACACACUAAUAACAUCAUUCAUAGAGACAUCAAACCAGAAAACUUGGUGCUCGAUGAAAAGGGAUUUGUCCACAUCACCGAUCUGGGAAUUGCUCGUGUCAUGAAAUAAGAAAACUCAAGUGACACCUCUGGAACUCCUGGCUAUAUGGGUAUUUAUUGAUUUAUAUAAAUUCAUUCACAAGCACCUGAAGUCAUGUGUCGACAAAAUCAUACAUUUGCUGUCGACUAUUAUGCACUUGGAGUCAUUGCCUACGAGUUUAUGUUAGGAAGGGUAAUAUCAUUAUGUCAAUAUUCAUAGCGUCCUUAUGUUGGCAGGUCUCGCCAAGAGAUCCGCGAUUAAAUUCUUGCUCGACAAGUCCAAAUCAAGGCUAGUGAAGUACCUCCAAACUGGAGCGUGGAAGCUGUAGACUUUGUGAAUCGGCUGCUCCAACGCAAACCAGCAAGUCGUCUCGGUUUCAAUGGGGGCCACGAGAUCAAGUUGCAUCCGUGGUUCAAAAACUUCCCAUGGUCAAAACUCUAAAAUAGGGAAUUGAAGGCUCCAUUCGUUCCUAAUCCCAGUGAUGACAAUUUUGAUUAACGACAGAUUGUCAUUGAAGAUGAGGAGAAUGCUGAACUCAUUGCUCAAAACAUUUAGUUGUUGCGAGAUCCCAAUGCUCAAUAAUAAUUUGCUGGGUAUGAGUACCAAUCAAACAAUGAGAAGAUCUUUGUCUUUGAUUAAUCAAAAUAACCAUGA
Messenger RNA from Paramecium octaurelia, 1502 nucleotides. NCBI's taxonomy places the organism in Eukaryota, Ciliophora, Oligohymenophorea, Peniculida, Parameciidae. The record is from the annotation of a GenBank genome assembly.